This is a messenger RNA of Triticum aestivum (bread wheat), 1877 nucleotides long. RefSeq names its product putative F-box protein At3g52320. Gene Ontology annotation, molecular function: protein binding. The record is from RefSeq and is a predicted model, not a curated record. Bases 96 to 887 code for a protein of 263 amino acids. Lineage: Eukaryota; Viridiplantae; Streptophyta; Magnoliopsida; Poales; Poaceae. The transcript has 2 exons.
CCGUCACUACCUGCCACUUUUCCCCACACGCCGCUACUUGUCCACUCUACCCCUGCGACAGAUCGAGAUGCAGGUCUAGCUCCUCGCCGGCGGCCAUGGCGGAGGCAGCAAGGGGAGGGCCGACGCCUCCUCAUGAUGGCAUCCCGGAUGAGAUCCUCAUCUGGGACAUCCUCGUCCGCCUGCCCCCCAAAUCGCUCCUCCGCUGCCGCGCCGUCUGCCGCGCCUGGCGCACAGCCACCUCCGCCCGCGACUUCCUCAUCGCCAACCACGCCCGCCAGCCCACCCGCCCCUUCCUCUACGUCUGCAACCUUCCCCGCUACGGCUACUACAAGGUCGGCGGCGACAUAGACAUCAUCCCCUUCGACCACCGGGCCGCCGCCGACAAGCUCCAGCCCGUCGCGCGACUUGGCCGAGCCUCCGAAUUCAAAGAUCUGGUGGCCUCCUUUGACGGCCUCGUUGUCUUCGACUGGUGGCGCCGCAAGUUCUUGGGCAUCUGCAACCCAGCGACCCGUCAGUAUGCCCGCCUCAGGGUGCCUAUGGACUCCACGUUCUUGGGGAUGUACCGUCACCCCCCAACCGGCGAAUACAGGGUACUGAUGUACCGGUGUCCGGCAGCUGGGAGGGAAGCUGGCUGCUAUGUUUUAUCGUUGGGCUCCGGCCAACCGCCGAGAAGAAUCGUCAGGCCGGGGGAAGCGCAUAAAGAAGUCAUAUUCGGCACCAAGUAUGUGCUACUCCGUGGCGGGCUGCAUUGGCACCGGGUGCAGCAGCACGAGGGCGAAAGCAACAUGCUAAUCGUGUUUGACACCACGGCUGAGUCGUUCCGACAGAUGCGCGUCCCGAUUGUUCGUGGUUCUGCCAGGGAUGGGCUGUUUGAGACUGCGUUUUGAUUUUCGGCCGAAAAAAAUGAAUUUCGGCCGAAUUUCGGCCGUCUCGCUAGGGCCCGAUAUAUGGGCCUAUCGGCCGAAUAAUUUGGCCCAGUUUGAAUUUUUUUUGCCCGGCCCAGCUUCGAGAGCCUUCCAGUUAGGCUUCCGCUGAGACAAAACCACGAACCCACGCUACCUAACCCUAAAUCGCUCUUUCCCUGUCCGUCCUCCUGUGUGCGGCGCCGCCGCUGCGCAGAGGCCACAUCUCCUCGCCCUCCUCGACAUCUCCGGCCAAGGCGCUCACUUCUCCGGCCCUCCUCCACAUCUCCUCGCCUCCACCCCAUCCACUUCCUGUCGAAGACUGCGGCAACGGAGCUCGGCGGCUGCGGCCCUUCUCCAAGACUGCAGCAUGGUGCUCGGCGGCUGCGGCAACGGAGCUGAUGGAGCGCGAGCCGACCAGUUCAACGGAGGCAGUAGCACGGGGCAGCGGCAGCAGCAUGGAGGGCGUCCGCUUGACUGGAAAGAGAAUGUAUUUGUUGAUAGUGAGAGUGAGGAUAAUGAUGGGGUGAGUGAGGAUGGGGAAGAUGCUCCAUCCAUGCAUGAUCAGCAAGAGGCGCAAAUGCAAGUGGAAAAAGAGACACAAAUUCAAGUAGAAAAGGACGCACCUCCAAGAGAUGGCAAUUUGGAGACCCGUAGAUCUGUACGGCUUGUCAAGAAGAAGACCAAGGGCGUCAACAGCCUAUCCCCUGUUGCUUAGAAAUCUGUUGGCAAGUCUCUUCUUUCUAGUGUUUUAUGAUUCAUGAUAAUUGCUUAGAAAAUUUUAGUUACUUGGAGCCGCUAGUUUCUUAGAUGUAUACACUUUCUAUCCAUGCCUAGCCUUCGUUGUCAUGUUAAGCAAUGUAUUUAUGUUAUCCUGAAAUGUUACCACUUGACUAUUGUUGCACUAGACACCUCCAUGUUAGUCCAUUUUAUUUCAUUAUGCACAAAGUGGAAGAAGAAAAUUCUGAUGUUGAA